AUGGCUGGGAAAAGCUACACAGAGGGUCGCUUUUUGGCCGCCACCGACGACCAGCGUCAAGAGCUCCCCACUGGAGCAAGACUUGGUUCGGCGGCUGGAUAUCUUUUUGAUGACAUUUGGGUGCAUAUCUCAGGAUAUCUUGACCAAACAAACAUCAGCUCGGCAUAUGUCUCCGGCAUGAAGGAAGAUCUCGAGCUGUAUGGUGAUGAACUCAACUACUUCACCACCUUCUUCAGCAUCUCAUAUUGCCUCAUGCUUAUCCCAUCCCAAGUCAUCAUUACCUACGUACGUCCAAGUUACUGGUUGCCGGGACUGGAAAUUGGCUGGGGCUUUGUCACCGCCUUCAUCGCCUUCACUCAAAAUGCCCGUCAAGUUUAUGCACUGAGAGUCUUGCUUGGUCUCUUUGAGAGCAGUGCGUGGCCGGGGAUGAUGACCCUCUUCAUGUACUGGUACACACCGAUGGAGCUUGCAAAACGCAUGGGGUUCUACCACUCAUGCCAAGCCCUUGGAUCGAUGAUGUCUGGAGCCCUCCAGGUAGCAAUUCUCGAGACACUAGAGGGGACCUGGGGCCUUCGGGGAUGGCGCUGGCUCUUUAUUAUCAACGGCAUCAUGACUUUGGCCAUUGGUCUCGCCGGCUUCUUCAUGAUCCCUGACUACCCAAAGCUGCCAAACCCCGGAGCAUUCUGGCUCAGCGCUGACCAUGCUGCCAUGGCCACUGUGCGCCUCGAUCGGCAUGGCCGGUCUGACACCAAGCGCAUCACCUGGGACAGUGCCAAACGGACCUUCUCUAUGUGGAUUGCCUACUUCAUUCCUGCCCUUUACAUCGCCACUGUUUUGGCUCCGUACGGAUACAACUACUUCAACCUGUUUCUCAAGAGCUUGAAAAACCCUGACGGGACACCGACAUGGACCACAGAGGAGGUAAAUGCAAUUCCCAUCGCCGGAGGAGCUAUCAAUAUCGUGUGCGUCUGGAUAUGGGCAAUCCUGUCCGAUGUAUUUCAAACAAGAUGGACUCUUGUCGUCGCCCAAGCUAUCAUCGGACUAAUCCCUUGCACGAUUAUGAGUGUGUGGACCUCACAUCCGGAUACAACACCAUUAUCAUCAGCCUAUGCUAGUUACCUGAUGACCUAUCUAAGUCUAGGAACUGCACCGUUGGUCAUGUCCUGGCUGUCUGAGCUGCUUCCUCAGGACUCCGAAGCUCGCACACUGAUUAUUGGGUAUUCGAUUGCUGGUGUUUAUGCUGUGCUGUCAUGGUCCCAGGUUCUCAUCUGGCCGGCUUCGCAGGCGCCGUAUUAUGCAUAUGCCUGGCAGCUCUCGAUCGUCUUUUGGUUGUUGGUCAUUGUCAUGUGUAUUGCUUUGCGGAUUGCGGAAAGGAAACUCAAGAGACCAAGAGCCAAUUCUGCUUUGCUCGGCGAGGACGAUACCUCAGCCACUUAUAGGGACAUCCCAGAAAGCUAG
Podospora anserina S mat+ is the source of this 1458-nucleotide messenger RNA. RefSeq lists its product as uncharacterized. The transcript has 9 exons. Gene Ontology annotation, cellular component: membrane. The coding region runs from base 1 to 1458 and encodes 485 amino acids. Gene Ontology annotation, biological process: transmembrane transport. NCBI's taxonomy places the organism in Eukaryota, Fungi, Ascomycota, Sordariomycetes, Sordariales, Podosporaceae. The record is from RefSeq and is a predicted model, not a curated record. Gene Ontology annotation, molecular function: transmembrane transporter activity.